Molecule: messenger RNA, 2320 nt
Organism: Perca fluviatilis (European perch)
Lineage: Eukaryota; Metazoa; Chordata; Actinopteri; Perciformes; Percidae
Gene: tmem119a
Product: transmembrane protein 119a
Exons: 2
Coding region: 75-824 (249 amino acids)
Biological process (GO): ossification; positive regulation of bone mineralization; positive regulation of osteoblast proliferation
Cellular component (GO): plasma membrane
Source: RefSeq, a predicted model, not a curated record
CUUUUUUUUUUUCUUUUGCACUGUGUUUUGCUGUUCAGAAGAUAAACCUGGGAUAACACAUUCUGACAGAGAAGAUGAAGUCCCUUUUGGUUUUUCUCAUCACCUGUGUGACCCUGCUCUCACGGUGUCACGCUACUCCUCUGUUCUACAACACAUCCGUGGACGGCAGCGGUGAUGAAGCGGAGCUAGAGCUCCUAUUUCCAACCUCUUUCUCCACUCGAGCACCUGUUCACAUCUCCACUGCUACCGGAGCUCCCACCCUCACCAACACCAUCACCAACACCAUCACCACCACCAUGAUACGCCUGAAGGACUUCGUCUUUACCCGAGUAGUGGACUUCCUGCAGGAGAAUCUGCUCAUCAUCAUCGUCGUGUCCUCUCUUCUCAUCGUCAUGGUCUUCAUCAUCUGCUGUGCCUCUGCCAUGAGUCAUAAGAGAAAGCUGGAGGCCUACAAACCCCCUCCUCAUCCAAACAAGAAGUAUGUGGCUGAUAAAACAGGCGGACGCAACAAUUCAAGCGAGAUCCAGGAGAGGCCGUACGCCGUCGACCAUGUCAAGAGGGUCCAGACUCAGAGCAUGGCCUCCCCCAAACACCUACGCGUGCCCUCCAAGGCUCUGGUGGGAGAGAGGGGUAGAGACGUCAGGUCGUCACCUCGCCAGGACGUCAGAAAGGUCAGGGAGGCAGAGGAGGUGGAAAAGCGGAGAGAGGAGCCCAAGCACAAAGAGCAGCCCAAGCGCAGGGAGGAGGUGCAGCAGAGCUCCAGCCCCAGCACCAGCUCCGCUCAUUCAGUGUGCACCUGCCACCUGAAAAAGGCCCACCACUAAGGCAUGUUCAAGCCUGAUGUUUGCAUAAGAGGGAAAAUGUUGCAACCAUGCAAAAACAAAAUCAGAAAGGUUGGUUAUACCGCACACAUUGUGAUUCAAAUCUGAAAUACCUUCUUACAACUGCCAAAAAGAAAAUGUAUUUGUGAGGCUCAUGCCCUUAUAUGAAAAAAAAACAGUUAAAUCUAAAUGUUCAUGAAAAUAUGAACUAAUGCCUGAUGUAAAAAUGAAAAUGAUAGAAGAUAUGUGACUAGAAAUCAAAAUACUGAAUUGUGUUGCUACAUUCGUUGUCCUUAGUCUUGCAGUGGCCAACCAGUUGUUGUUUUUUUAAUCAAGGAUUACCACAGAGUCCCAGCCGCUUAAUAUCAUAUCACUGUGCCGAUGAAGUAGCAUCACUUGAAACCAUGAAAUAAACCAUUUUCUCAUGGAUAUGAUUUUUGUUAGAGGAGAAAGACAACAACAAAAUGAUUUUAAAAAUAACAAAUGGGCAGCCUGUAAUUCCCCAUCCUUUCCAAAUAGAAAUGACAAAAAUAGUAAGUGUUAAUGUGUUUUUAAUACAGAGAUGUAUGAUUCCAUAUGCCUGCCUAGACAGAGGAAUCUCCUCAGUAUGUCCUGCUGUACGCCGUGGCAUCUUUUCAGCAGCUAAGAGCUUUGGCUGAACCAGUCUGUUAUCUAGAGAUAAAUCUUUGCUGCUGUAGAUAAAGCAAAGUGAGAAGCCAGUAAACUUGAUUUGUUGGAUAAGAAACAAAUAAUCUCUUUAUAUUUACAUUCAUAUUUACUUAAUUUUGUUUGCAUAAUGUUAUUUUAUGUCAUAGCAUAUUGUAUUUUACAUUAAGAGCCUAAUUCUCAAAGCUUUACACCAAAAGCACAAUUUACAACUGUGUUAUUUCUGGGAAGUAAAAACAUACAUACAUACAUACAUACAUACAUACAUACAUACAUACAUACAUACAUAUAUAUUGAUUACGUGACAUCUGUCUACAUGUGGUUGAUCAUUCUGAUCUGCCUUCAACAUUAAGAGCAGUGUUUCAUUGGUGUAUAAAAACUUUGUGAAUCAGUUUUUGUUUUUAAAAGUAAUACUUAUGUAUAAGAUAAAUUAUGGGUUUUGUUUUUAAUGUAAUAAUUUGUAAUGAGUCAAAUACUUGAGUACAGGGAUAGAUAGCUGGCCUGUUUUGCUGGUGUAAUAGAUUUAACUUUGACUCAUGGUGGCUAAAAAAAAAAGUACUGAGAAGGGUAUAUUUGUCAUAUUCAUCUUAUUUUCUUUUAUUAAAAAUUCAGAUUACACUGGAGAUCAUUUGUAUAAACUCUCCAACUCACUGUCCCGUUACUCAAGUUAAUGACUGAGCAUCUAAACCAAUGACUUCUGUCAUGUUUAACUACUCUUUAACCUCAGAUUGUUGUCCUCAGAUGUUUUCACACAGGUGCUUCUUCUGUGAGUUUUAUUGUUUACAAAAUGGCAGUUUUGUUUUUCUUAUGUUGAAUAAAAUUGUUGAUAAUGA